Messenger RNA from Camellia sinensis, 495 nucleotides. The record is from RefSeq and is a predicted model, not a curated record. NCBI's taxonomy places the organism in Eukaryota, Viridiplantae, Streptophyta, Magnoliopsida, Ericales, Theaceae.
AUGUGGAAGAUUGUUUCCAGACAUAAGAAUUAUCAGGAAAGACAGAAAGCUCGUUCAAUAUAUUACCAGGAAGAAUUUAAUAGACGUUUCUUAGAGUUAGAUCUGGUAGAAUGGCAGAAACAAUUGUUGGUGAUUUUAGAAGUUGUUCCAGAUAGACGUACCAUAUAUUGGGUAUAUGGUCGUAAGGGAGGUGAAGGCAAAUCAACAUUUGGUAUAUACCUUAUUGCUACUAAAAGAGCGAUCAUGUUCAAUGGAGGAAGAAGGGAAGACGUCAUAUUUGCUUAUGAUUAUCAGAAUAUUGCAAUUCUUGAUGCCGCCAGGUGUCAAGAUAUAAGAUAUGAUAUAAUUGAACAUUUUAAAGAUGGCGUAUUGUUUAAUCAGAAAUACGAGUCACAUGUAAUGUACUUUUGUCCAAUACACGUAGUUGUAUUGUGUAAUGUGCUUCCAGACUAUUCUAAAGUAUCCGAGGAUCGGAUACAUUUAAUUGAACUUUAA